GGAGUUUACUUGAGCCCCGAGAGAGGCUAGACACGUACGCGACAACGAACCUUCUCAAACAAAACAUUGGGGUGGACUGUUCUGAAGAGUUCUCUGUUUUAAGACAACUUCGCUGCUCUUAUGAAAGUGAUUGAUGCGUGUCUGAAUGCAUGAAAUAUUUGAAAAUGCUCCUGGUACACGUUUAGUCAGUAAAAUUUUGGGAAUGAGCAGAAAAAGCACUAGAAGUCGGUAGGGUGUGGUAAUGGUUCCUGGCGUGUGCUUUAGUGCAGCAAGACAGGAAGUGUGACACCCAAUAGCACGAGAUUUCACGCCAACCCAAGCAGACUGUGCUGUGAAAACAUUACCUACACUGUGCACCACUGAUAUUGGUUGACUAUCACAACACCAAAGUGAUACUGUAAGUUUCUCCCCGUGACAACAUCGAAAACCAGUUGAAACAACCAAUCCGUUAAUAUAACAACAAAUUGAAGAAAAAAAAAGUCUUGCCAGAAAAAUCUAAUAGAAGCAUCUUGGACAAUAGCACUGGUGUCGUAUGUGGCCCAAAUAAUUGUUACCACGAGAAACUAAAAACUGCUGUGGGCUGGUGAGUGAGGAGGUGGGUUCAAGGGUGGUGGUGUGACAAUAUCGCUUAGGGCUGUGACAGGAUGGUUGUGCCCCCAAGAGAGAGGCGCACCACAGCUGGUUGGUGGGCUAUCGGCUUCAAUGUCCUGGCUUUUGUGUUUAUAGCCAUUGCCAUGUUCACCACUUAUUGGCUGCAAGCGGAAAACAAGGCAUAUGGCACCGACAUGGACAGAAUAGGCUUGUGGACGCAGUGCUUCCGUAGUUUUACUGUGGAUAAGGACGUGUAUCGAGAGAGGUUCUUCGUUGGGUGCCGCUGGCUCUUCGACCCCUUCACUACAGGCUAUGAAGACGUGCGGGAGAUGCUACAGACGCCGUUCUUUGUGACAGUGCAAGUGUUCUUCACCUUCUGCUUCACCCUGUCGCUGAUUGGAGCAGCACUUACAGGUAUCCUGGUUCUCUGCCCUGGUGAGGACUUUGAGAGGUCUGUUCUCAAGAUUGCCUACAUUGAUCUCUUCAUCUCCUGGGUGUUCGGGUUCCUGGCUGUCAUAAUCUUUGGAGUGAUGGGUGACAACAGAGACUGGAUGCCUCAUUGGGACCACAACCACCUCUCUUGGUCCUUUGGUCUAGCUGUUGUAGGUGUGGUAGCAGAGUUCGUGGCAGCAGUACUGUUCUGGGUGGAGUACCGUAUCCAGAAACGAAAAGAGUCUUACCGCCAAAGUCAUGGAGUCUUUACUCUUGAGGGAACCAAAGCAUAAAUUAUCUUUGACUACAUGCUCAAAAUAACCUAUUGAUUCCAGGAACCAGACUAAUGAAAAUCUCAGCAUUCUGUAAUACCUGAAGGCUUACAGUAUAAAUCUCAGAUUUAUGAAUGGGUGAUAGGUCCAUCAUGCCAUAAAUCUUGAUUCGCUCAUCAUUCUUAACCAGUCUAUGCUGUAAAAUAACGUCAUUUGACUUGACAUAUCUUUAACUUGUUCUAAAAACAAAGAUAUUACAUGACUGUAUUGCAUCACUGAUUUAGAAUGCAGUUGCCAAUUCAGACUUGUAAUGUGUUUGCCUUAAAAGUUAGUUACAGUGACAAGAAAAAAUCUUAAAUAGUUUAAGAGUUCAUAUUUGGAUUUUAUCUAACCCGUCUGAAACAGAAUACAGUAGAAACAAAAAAUUAAAUAUCAAAACAAAUUUAAGGUAAAUAGGAUUAGUACAAUACCAAUUUUCUGAAAAAUUACCAUGGGUCAUGUAGAUAUAUAAGUUAAAUAUAGCUUGAAUUGUAGAUACUGUACAGUAUCUGAAACCAAAGUAGAUUAAGUUAAGACAUGCAAAUAUAUACUUUGCAUAAUUUUUAAUAUACAGUACUGUAUCUAAAUACAGUAUUCUAAAUAUCUCCUUUAACAAGCAUUUUGAUCUUUACUGUAAUUUUUUUUUUUUUUUUUUUUUAAUCAAUCAUUAAAGUUAACUUAAUUAUUUUAAUUAAAUUCUUAAGUAUUCUACCAGUCCUGUACCGUGCAGUACUAACGAGGCAUUUUCAGUGUCGCAAAAUGCAUUUACCUACUUGGUGUACUGCACUUCUUGAAUCCACAAAAGAUAUAGGUAGUAUUUUAGUUUCUUUCUAAUUUUUAGAUCAUAAAUAUAUCUGGGUAUAUUACAGUCACUCAAAAAACUACCUCUACUUGGGGUUAUGGUAGGGUUGCCAAAAUCCCUUUUUUUGUCAAAUUUUAUAUUUUUUGUAUUUAUUUAUUUUUAUUUUAUUUAUUUUGUUUUU
This is a messenger RNA of Homarus americanus (American lobster), 2317 nucleotides long. RefSeq lists its product as uncharacterized. The record is from RefSeq and is a predicted model, not a curated record. NCBI's taxonomy places the organism in Eukaryota, Metazoa, Arthropoda, Malacostraca, Decapoda, Nephropidae. Gene Ontology annotation, cellular component: septate junction; membrane. The coding region runs from base 645 to 1316 and encodes 223 amino acids. Gene Ontology annotation, biological process: regulation of tube size, open tracheal system; septate junction assembly. The transcript is spliced from 4 exons.